AUGGAGAUGAUCCAUAUGCAACUGCCAUCAAAGAUCAAGAUAGUACUGGGUUUUGUUCUGAUCUUUAUUCGACACUCAUCAUCUCUAUCAAUAACCGUAGCCAAUAUCGAAUGCAUAUCUGAACAUGUACUGUAUGAAGAUGAUACUGUAUCUGGCAACUUUGUUGUUGCUGAUCGCGAUGUCUUCUGGAGCGCAGAUCAUCCGGGGAUUGACCUGACUGUAACAUCGCCAGCAGGAAACAUAGUGCAUUCUGUGAGGGGAUCAUCAGGGGACAAAUUUGAUUUCAGGGCCAAACAAAGUGGGAUUUACAAAUUCUGCUUCCACAACCCUUGGUCUAGUCCUGAGACUAUUUCCUUUUACAUCCAUAUUGGACAUAUUCCUAACGAGCAUGAUCUAGCUAGAGAUGAACAUAUGGAUCCUAUUAAUGUUAGGAUUGCUCAAUUGACAGAGGCAUUGGAAUCUGUUAUCACUGAACAAAAGUAUUUGAAAGCACGUGAUUCUCGCCAUCGUUAUACAAAUGAGAGCACCAGAAAAAGAGUAAUAAUGUACACAGUAGCAGAGUACGUGGUGUUGGCUGCAUCAAGUGGGCUUCAAAUUUUAUAUAUUCACCGCCUCUUUAGCAAAUCUUUUGCCUACAACAGAGUUUAG
Camellia sinensis is the source of this 648-nucleotide messenger RNA. Its product is annotated as transmembrane emp24 domain-containing protein p24beta3. The record is from RefSeq and is a predicted model, not a curated record. NCBI's taxonomy places the organism in Eukaryota, Viridiplantae, Streptophyta, Magnoliopsida, Ericales, Theaceae.